Scophthalmus maximus (turbot) is the source of this 5086-nucleotide messenger RNA. It is a transcript of the gene nwd1, whose product is annotated as NACHT and WD repeat domain containing 1. The transcript is spliced from 18 exons. Bases 237 to 5075 code for a protein of 1612 amino acids. Lineage: Eukaryota; Metazoa; Chordata; Actinopteri; Pleuronectiformes; Scophthalmidae. Gene Ontology annotation, molecular function: protein binding. The record is from RefSeq and is a predicted model, not a curated record.
ACUCUUUGACUCUGCAGCUGUAAAUGUGAAUAAUCGGUUGAUAAAGAGUUUAAAGACAUUAUUCAUUUAUUUAACUAUUAUUAAUGUAACUUCAUGUCAAACUGUGGACACUCAGAUUUUAUGGUCACUUUUUAUUUUGCAUUUGGAAAAAAAUAAGUUUCUGUGACGACAGCAUGAGACAGUGAAACUAUGACAGCUGGUUCAUUUCCUCUGAUCCAUGUUCCUGUUGUAUUAUUAUGAUUAUGAUUAUGAUUUUUAUGAUUAUUGUUGUUGUCUGUGUUCUGUGGUCAGACAUGAGCAGUGAGAGAAAGGCUCUGCUGGACAAAGCGUAUCCGGAGGUCGUGACCUUCUGUCGCAGUCUGGGGCUGAUGUUCGAGGUGGUGGAUCUGCGCUGGGGGAUCAGAAACGUCCCGUCUGGAGACCACGAGUCCGCGGAGAUCUUCCUGCAGGAGAUCCAGAGCUGCGAGAGGAUUUCAGCCGGUCCGUCUUUCGUCGCCCUGCUGGGGAACCGGUACGGCCACCGAUCUCUUCCUCGCCUCAUCCCGGAGAAACUCUUUGAAGUUCUUUUGUCCAAACUCUCCAAGAGCCCUGAAGGCGUCGAACAGCUGAGUCAGUGGUUCUUAAAGGACAGCAAUGCGGUCCCGCCCACCUACGUCCUUCAGCCAGUCACGGCUCACUUCCCCCACUACAGCGACCUCCGACCUGAGCGUAGGCCUCAGCGGGACAACGAGGUCCUGUCCUGGCGUUUCACAGAGAAUCAACUGUUGCAGCUCCUACGAUCGGCCGCCGCCGCCGCCGAGGCCGCCGGUGACAUCACCAGCGAGCAGAAACAGAAGUUCUACACAUCAGUCACACAGCGGGAGUUGGAGCAGGGUUUGUGGAGAGACGACAGCGAACCGUCGGCUCUGCUCUUCGUCAGAGAGAUUCCCCGGCAGAGGGGGAGGGACGGCCCCAAGCGUCUCGCCAAGUACAUGGACGUGACCGCCGACGGGCUGCUGGACGCAGAAGCUGGGGAACUCCUGAGCGGCCUCAAGUCUCGGCUCUACGCCUCGUCGAGGGAGGUCCUCAACCUGCACUGUGUGGAGCUGAGCAAGGGGAGCGUGGACCCCAAACGCAAGGAGCACGCUCAGUACCUGGACGCCGUCUGUGAGCAGUUUGUGACGCAGAUGAUGGCCCGGGUCACGGCGGCGGUCGACUCCCCCACCGACGGGAGGCGGAGGAAGAUCUGGGGAAGCACCGGGGAGGAGAAGGAGCAAACGUCCGACUGGGUUGUCGAAGAGGCCGAGCAACACGCCGCCAUGAGCGCAGAGCUGAGCAGGGGUCUCAUUGGUCGAGAGGAACUCCUGGGUAAGAUCUGUCUCGCCAUGUGGGAGUCCACCAACGCCCGUCACGGCCCUCUGGUGGUCCACGGCGCCGCUGGGAUGGGGAAGACGGCUCUGCUGUGCAAACUGGCGCAGGAGAUGCAGCGAGUCAUGGAGGCGGGGUCAGUGGUGGUGAUCCGGCUGCUGUCGGCUCGCCAUCCUCACAGACCGGACGUCGACCACGUCUUGCGCAGCGUCUGCCUCCAGGUGUGUCUGGCGUGUGAUCUGUCACCGCCCUCGCCGCUGACGGCCGGCUCUCCACCGGAGCUGCUCGGCUUCUUCAGGAGCGUCCUGGCCCAGGUGUCCGGGCGGGGGAACACUCUGCUCCUCGUGCUGGACGCCCUGGAUCAUCUGUCAGAGCAGCAUCACGCUCACAGACUCGGCUGGCUCCCCGCCGACCUUCCGCCCAACAUCCACCUGGUGGUUUCCAUGGCCACCAGCAGCGAGGCAUUUGCUUCCAUGCGUCUGAAGGCGGAGACUUCGGCGAGCUUCUUUGAGGUGGAGCGUUUGUCUCGUGACGAAGGGAAACAGAUGAUGGAGUCGAACCUGCGAACGCGGCGGCGGACAUUGACCCCGGAGCAGAGCGACGCCGUGCUGCGGAGCUUCGAGUCGACCGGCUGCCCGCUGCACCUCCGACUCAUUCUGUCCGCCGCCAAACGCUGGAGCUCCUUCACCCGGCGCACUGAGCUACACCUGGGCGCCAGCACACAGGAAAUGAUGUCACAGCUCUUCCUGAUGCUGGAGGAGAAACAUGGGAAGGAGCUGGUGGGCGGGGCCUUAGGAUACCUCGCUCUGGCCAGGGAGGGGCUGCUGGAGGCCGAGCUGCGUGACGUCAUGUCCCUGGACGAUGACGUCAUCAGCGAGGUGUACAGGCACUCGCCGCCUCCGACGCCCUCGCUCAUCCGGCUGCCCCCCCUCCUGUGGGCCCGGCUCAGACGGGACCUCGAGGACCAGCUGGAGGAGCGGUGGACGGGCGGAGUCGCCGUCGUCGCCCUCAACAACUGGCAUCUGUCGGAGGCGGUGUCCGCUCGCUAUCUGACGUCAGAGCGACGGGGGCGGAGCCACAGGAUCCUGGCGGAGUACUUUCAGGGUCGUUGGUCCGGGAAACUGAAGCCGACGGCUCUGCCGGGUCUGACGCUGUUCCUGUCAGACAGAAAGGUCCCGCCCCAGCCGCUGUGGUUCGCUCCAGGAUUGGCUAACGUCAGGAAGCUCCAGGAGCUGCCCUAUCACCUGCUGCACGCUGGGAUGUGGGAGGAGCUACGAAAGGAAGUCAUCGGCAGCGCUGAGUGGUUGUUCUGUCAGAGUCGGAUCUGUGGCGUGUCCAGUGUGAUCCAGGACCUGGACCACAGCUCCCGGUACAUGGACUGUACCGAGACCGGACUGAUCCGGGACACGCUGGUCCUCAUCAAGCCCAGCCUUGACUUCCUGGACAGUCACAUGGACGUGACUCUGUUCUACACCGAGCUGCUGGCCAGACUCUGCUCCCUGGCCACGCCCUUCCCCUCUGUGAUUGGCCGGCUGUGCAGCCAGUGCGAGGAGUGGUUACUGACGACGCCCGAGCCCGUCCUCGUCCCACAGUGCAGCUUCCUGCAGCAGCCAGGGGGGGCGCUGCAGCACACGCUGCCCGGGCUGCACGGAGGUGUUCUCUGUGUGGAUGUCAGUGAGGAGGCGGAGCUUGUGGUGGCGGGUGCAGAUGACGGGGCGGUGGCGGUCUGGAGUCUCAGUGACCAGCAGCUGGUUCACACUCUGCUGGGACACACAGGCGCGGUUCUGUCCGUCAAGGUGAUUGACAGCUCGUCUUGCUGCCUCUCAUUGGCUGCUGACGGCUCUCUGAGGAGGUGGAGUCUGGUGAACGGCCUCCAGCUGCUCUGCAUCCAGGAGGCGGUGCCUGUUGACUCCUCCCCCUCAUCAGUUCACCUCCACCUGUCAGAUCAGAGUCAGCUGCUCUGUGUUUACACCAGGACGCAGGUGAAGCUGUGGCGUCUGGACGGAGCCGAGCUCUUCAGCAGCCGCGCUGACGAAGGCUCGGUGGUUCUGGGAGUUCUGGAGGAAUCUGUGGUUUCUCUGUCCGACUCGGGUCGGGUCAGAAUAUCUGGUCCAGUCGACGCCACUCGUCCCGUUGAGGCUCCGCUGGAGAACUCACAGAAGUUCACUCUGGUCAACUCCGUCAUUUCACCAGAACGUGGGAAAGUGUUCGUGGUCACCAGAGAAGGGUUCCUCCACCAGAUUUCCAUGACGGGGAAACACACGACUGUCGAGUUUCCUCUGGUUCCAUCUCUACUGUCUGUUACUGAAGAUGAGAAGAUACUGAUGGCAGCCGCUGAUCGAACUCUGAGCCUCUUCAACGUCCUCACAGACUCUGUGGACAGAUUCCUCGACCUCCAGCACGAUGACGACGUCCUGUCGGCCUGCGUCUCUUCAGACGGACGGCGGCUCGCCACCGGAGCAGCCGACCAGCUCAUACGGAUCUGGUCGGUGACCACCGGGGCGCUGCAGGACUGUCUGUGUGGGUCGGAUUCUCCCGUCACGUCGCUGCUUUGGUACAAAGGUUCUGUGGUUUCAGCCUCAGCAGCCGCCGCCUCCGUCCGACUGUGGAGCCCGAAGUACGACGCCCGACACAAGCCCACCGCCCACGUGCCGUCGGGCUGCGCCCACGCCGCCGUCACCAGGGACGGCGAGCGGGUUUUCUUCAUCCGACACGAGAGCCAGAGAGAAGUGAUCAGCUGGAACAACGUCACAGGUUGUCUGUCGGAUCGUCUGUCCGUCUCAGCGGAGGUUUCCUGUCUGGAGUUGGUUCAGCUCAAGCGUUUCCUCUUGUGCGGUCUGACGUCCGGCACCGUCCUCAUCUACCCCUUGGCUCUGCCCCAGGAGACCCUGUGCAUCCCCCCUCCGGAGAGCCGGUCCCGGGUGCUCUGCCUCGCCGUCGGCGCCCGGGAGAAGCACGUGGCGGUGGCCUACGAGGACCGGGUGUGUCUGUUUGAGAUCUCCAGCAGAGACAGCUUCCCCACGGUGGACGGGCCCCUGCACAGCGUCCCCCUGCCCCUCCUCCAGGCCCCGCUGUCCUCCAUGGCGCUGCUGCCCGACCGCCGGCUGCUGUACGGGACGAGCGGCGGCGAGGUGAGUCUCCGCGACUUCGGCAGCGGCGGCGGCUCCAGUCUGGAACCUCACGGCAGCAGAGUGACGUGCGUGACGGGCAGUAACUGGGGGACUCACGCCCUGGUGGGCUCGCAGGACGGCGUGCAGAGACUGUGGGCUCUGAGCCCGCUGGUCCUGGACCACACCGCGGAGUUCAAGGGUUUUUUCUUCGAGGGCGUCGUCUCCGCUGCGUUCUCCGAGAGCGACCAGUUCGUCUUCACCGGAUCUCAGGACAGAACCGUCAAAGUGUGGGACGUGGCCUCAGGAAACCUGCUGUACGUCCAGUACGUCUACUCUCCGGUCGUGAGGAUGGUGACCUUCAGGAACGGUUUUGUGGCGUUGUCUCAGCACGGCGCCGUCAUCAGAGAAGUGUUCCGCUGUCCGGACCACAUCAGUCCGGACUACAACCCCCUGAGGAACGUCAAGGCCCAGUACCGGGUCACCUCCAGGGACAAGGACCGGGACGCCCAGCAGGCCUCCGUGUCCGACCCGCAGGACUACAACCCGGCCCAGUUCAACCUGAACGUCCUGAGCAUGCUCCGAUCCAAACCCCCCUCCUCCACCUGCCUCAUACUGUAACACACGGGGGG